GUGGGGAGCGCGUCUAUAAGAGGCGGCGCGUUCCCACUCACCCCUCACAUGACAGAGACAGAGACAGAGACAGAGACAGAGACAGAGACAGAGACAGAGACAGAGACAGAGACAGAGACAGAGACAGAGACAGAGACAGAGACAGAGACAGAGACAGAGACAGAGACAGAGACACGUUCUCCAAUGGGCCCUAUAGCCUAGCGUCCGCCUCCAUCACUCACAGCAGCGGCUCCUCGACCCAGGUCACCAUCUGGAAACGGGAUUGAAAGGUCCAAAUGGCCUCCAUUCCAUCGACUGGAUCACUUGCAGCAACCCAUGACUAUUACAGGAGGCGAAUUGGAUCAACCUCCAGUAAUAGUUCAUGCGGUAGCUCUGAGCACAUUGGGGAAAUUAUUCCACACACCCCAGGGUUACCAAAGUCUGCGUCGGGCCAAUGGUGGCUCAGCUUUUUCUUUGGAAAAACCCAGAACCUUCCAGUAAUGACCACUGUAACCGAGUCAUCCGAGAGUGGGAAGAUUAACUGCAUCCUCCCUCAAGACAUGGUGAGGAAAAGACACGUCAGUGAGCCCAGCAAACCAUCAUCUUAAGGACUUGAGCUGCUGAAGAAGACGCAAGGAAUUUUUGCUGUUCCUAACUAAUUUUAAAAGGCUGCUUUAAAUUUGUACUCCUAACCUCGUCCCCAGAUAAUCAGUGAUUUUUAUGGAUUGUUCCUAUCUGACUUUCAACAUCUUGUAAUAAACUUUAGCAGCCAAUC
Amblyraja radiata (thorny skate) is the source of this 754-nucleotide messenger RNA. Its product is annotated as pancreatic progenitor cell differentiation and proliferation factor. Bases 276 to 587 code for a protein of 103 amino acids. The transcript has 5 exons. NCBI's taxonomy places the organism in Eukaryota, Metazoa, Chordata, Chondrichthyes, Rajiformes, Rajidae. The record is from RefSeq and is a predicted model, not a curated record. Gene Ontology annotation, biological process: multicellular organism development; cell differentiation.